AGUAAUAAUGAAAUUUUAGACAUAAAAUUGAGUAUUAAUUUUUUAUUUACGAGUUAUAUUGAUCGAUACGAAUACGACACGAAAAUAAAUUGGUUGACAUGACGUGACACUAUUAUUCAAUCGAGUUGAAAUAUAAUUGACUAAGAUUUGACCCGAACUAUAAAUAAUCCGACCCGAUUGUCGCCUCUAAACUAAGUCCAACGCUGGUUUUUGGAGAAAACGCCACCAAUUCUAAUUAGGAAAGGUUUGAUUUCCAAGCAACUAUAACCCACAAAUACUAUCCCGCGUAUAAACAAUUACAAAAAAUCUUAUUAGGAAAGGUUUGGAAAGUAAAGGAUUAGUACUAGUAUGAUCAAGUUAGAACUCCCAUUCCUCCUAAAAAUCAAAAACCAGUUAGGUUCUCUGCUAUAUAUGCAUAUGGGUUCUUCUUCUCUUUUACUUUUCAACAAUUCCCCCAUAACAAACAACAAAUUUCUUGCUCCGCAAUUGACAGCUGAUAUGACGAAGGGUAUUGAGCCAGAUCCUUCGCUUGAUAAAUUCGAAUGGCUAGUAAUGGCUGCGAUGAUCAAAUACGAUGAAGAAAAGUUGCAAGAAAGUAGGGUGGAGAAUCAGCAGCAACCGCCUGUUACCGGCCAACCCGCCACGUCCGGUGACGACGAGUCCUCUGAGAAGCCUUCUGUGUCAGAUUCAGUUCUUCAAUGUUCCAACAAGAUAAAGAAGCCGAUGGUAUUAGACGAUACAGACUUGUAUUACAAUCAAGAUGCACCUGAUGAGUACUUCAAUCAGAUGUUAUCUCAGGUGCUUGAGCUUGAGCUUGAACCAUCGAUGGUUGAAAGGGCGAUGAAAGAGAAGGCAUGGGUGAGACCUAUUAUGAUGACAAACCCAAUCCUCAAGGGUAAGUCCGAGGCAGAGAAAGAGAACUCAUCGACAAGGCCUGUAAUGGCAUACCCAGAGGGUGUGUGCAGAGAAGAGAAUGUGAACAGGGAAAGAUUGCUAAAGAAAACUCAGGCGAACGAGUUCUUCGGUAGGCCUUUCUCUGGUGUGCUUGAUAUAUCGAAGGGUGAAAGGUUGACGAAAGAGAAGUCUUCGAAGAGGGCUGUUAUGGCAUACCCAGAUGGUAUUUCCAGGGAAGAGGUCCUAAGGAGAGAGAGAUUGCUCAAGAAACCGGUUGUAGAGAUCCCACGAAAGAUGUCUCCAAAGGAUUUGAAACGACACAAAUUUGAAUUUGAUGACAGUGAUGAAGAUUAUAAGGUCAAGAAGAAGAAUAAGAUCAGCAAGAGUGUGACGAAAAAAGUUACUGAUCAGGGUCCAAAUCCACCACCCCCAUUGCCUAUUGAAUUCAGAGAACGUAUUUGCGAGAUGGGUGGUUCGGAGAAGGACGCUGUGUUGGUGAUACAGAAGCCAUUGUUUUCGACAGACACAAGUUCUGGUCAUAACCGCUUUUCGAUUCCGUUGAGACAAGUAAGGUCUGAGUUUCUCGACGACUCUGAGAAAAACUACCUUAAAAAUCAUAACGGGAAGGCUGUGGCUGCCAUGGAAGUGACCUUGAUUAGCCCCACGCUUGAAAAGUGGAAAGUAGGGUUCAGGAGGUGGGAGAUGAAGAAGGAAACAGGCAAAACUAGCUCAUGUUAUGUGAUAAACUCUACGUGGAGAAUGAUUCAGAAAAAGAAUGGUCUUAAACCAGGAAUGGUUAUGCAACUAUGGGCGUUUAGGUUUAAUGGCGAACUGUGUUUUGCUCUCGUCAAGCUUCCAAGAGGAGGAGGGGGAGGAGGUGGUGUUGGUAGCAAUGGCGAUGGAAGUGGUCCAAGUACUGAUAAUGGUAAAGACAAGACAUCACCACCUUCUUCAUCCGAACCAGGGCACUAUUAGGGUUGAUUUACUUUUGAACCUAUUUGUUUAUCUAGCAAUUAGAAGUAUAUAUAUGAGGCUUUUUAUUUGCAGAACUUCUAGUUUUUAGGUUUCUUCUGAAAAACAUGAUUUUAAUUUCUGCGUAGAACGAACUAUGAAUGUUUAUAUUUUCGGUUAAUCCAUGUAUAAAUCUUUUAAAAUCAUAAAUCCAUUUUGAGUCUUCCAUCCGAUCUAAAUAGCUAAAUUAACUUCGAAUGUUAACAUUUUACUUCUGUUUUCAAUUAAAUUUUUUUUUACUUUUAACUGAAUUUCAUCAAAUAUUUAUGUGCAAUCACAUACAAUUCAAAUCAGAGCAGAUAUUGGUAACUCUAAAACCCGAAUCCUGAAAAUUCAGAUCGGAGCAGAUUUGUUCAUCUGAUCAGCCAUUGUCUUUAGAUUAAUGGCGGACCCUAAUAUGAUCGGGACAAAGUACCAAUUUUAGGAUAAUAGUACAUAGCAUUAUAUCCAUAACAUUUUUCCAGCAGUCAUCAGCUACCCGAAAGUGAACAGUAACACCAUGAGGAGCAGAACAGUAACACCAUUGAUCGUAGGUAGCAUACUAAUUGUCUUGAUAUUAAUUGCACAUUAAUCUUUGGAACAGUGUAGUAAACCUUAAGGAGCAGAAGAUAUGGAAAAGGGAAAUAGAACAAUUAAAAACGUCGUACCUCCUUGGCUCCAAUGAAACUAUAUAUGCAAAAACAAUGAAAUUACUGCAGGUCAAAGAUGUUAUUGCAAGUUGGUAUGGAGGUCAGCAUUAGCAGAUGUAGUAAUUGUAAGAGGGAAGUUAAAAGUAGUGUGCCAUUGAAUUGAUAUUCAUCGUGUUCAAUUGCAGCUUAUGGAAUGGAAGAAUCUCUGAUUCCGACUACAUUGCAUGAAAAAUAUGUAAAAUUGAAGCUAAUUGCCCAAUUGAUCUAAAUCAUUGGUUUGGCAGGUACAUAUUCGAGAAUUGGAUGAACCUGAAAUCGACACACAGCAAGUAGUAGUGGUCACCUUGCGUCUUAUAUGAUUAAUCUACUAUCAAUGCUUUCUUCACCACUUCAUAUUUCUCUAAGAAAGUAAGAACAAGCAAGAACACAUAGUUUGAAACAAGAAAGGAUGCAAUUCUCUGUUGCAGGGUAUAAAUAGGAGUGGAACAAAUUUGCUCUGUGAUUAUAGUUUGAGAAGACUGAUGCAGGGCAGAUAGUGAGAAGUUUCAAAGGGAUUCUAAAAAUGAA
Messenger RNA from Ilex paraguariensis (yerba mate), 3101 nucleotides. NCBI's taxonomy places the organism in Eukaryota, Viridiplantae, Streptophyta, Magnoliopsida, Aquifoliales, Aquifoliaceae. The record is from the annotation of a GenBank genome assembly.